Molecule: messenger RNA, 765 nt
Organism: Cylindrotheca closterium
Lineage: Eukaryota; Bacillariophyta; Bacillariophyceae; Bacillariales; Bacillariaceae
Source: the annotation of a GenBank genome assembly
AUGGCAGGAAUGUCAGCAAAGAAAGCCACCACUUUGGGUGCCAUUUGCACGCUUGCUUGCUGUUUGAUUUGCUGCGCGUUGCCCGGAAUCGCUGGCCUGAUGAUUCUCAACAGCACAAUUGGUGAAUGGCCCGUUGUAGAUGCUACUGUAGUGUCCACACGAGUUUGUUCUUCGGGCAGUAGCGGUACCACAAAUAAUGUGCAACAAGAGCCAAGCUAUCACAUAACCUACAAUUACACCACUCUCGAAGGAACUACCUUUACCUCGGAGACUGACUAUUGUUUGAGUCCCAAACCAGCCGAAGGCAAAACCACGCAAAUUACUUACGAUCCUGAGGAUCCAACUAGCAUUGUAGAAGAAUCCAUCUUGGAUAUUGGUCUGGUGGCAGCCAAGACGGCGACUGGUAUUGGAUUUGGAAUUGGAUCACUCGCUUUUUGUGUGGCCGUGUUCAUGUGCUCCCGACGAGAACCACCGGCCAAUCCAGGGACCUACCAGCAAAACACCAAUACUCAAUACCAACAAGAUGCCUACGUACAAAAUACCAACUACAAUAACGCCGAGUAUGGUCAAUCGUCAGUACCAAUCAGUGGACCUGCUGGAGACAUUCCAACUCCUAAUACUUACAACCAAAACACCUACAAUGAUGCUAGUGGACCCGCUGGAGACAUUCCAACUCCCAUGGCCACUGCGGUUCCCCUGCCUCCUGCCACGGUGUAUAAUGGUGGUGACAGUAAAGCAUCAGGACCCGUCACCUAUUACAAGUAG